AUGUCGUUUCCCAGGAGCCAGCCAGAUUGGAAUAAUCGUGAGGUUAUCCAUCGGAACACAUUGCCAGCGAGAGCCCAUUUCUUCUCCUACUCCACCGAAGAAGCGGCAUUGACGUUUGAACGCCAACUGAGUGAGUGGCGUUCGCUCAAUGGUACAUGGAAAUUUCGGCACGACCAGUCGCCUUUCGAGGCCCCAGAAUGGGUAGACCAAGAUCCUGCACUCUGGAGCGACAUCGCCGUACCUGGCAUGUGGCAACUCCAGGGAUAUGGGAGGCCGCUUUAUUCCAACGUCAACUAUCCUUUCCCAGUUGACCCUCCAAAUGUUCCACAUCUCAAUGAGACUGGCUCUUACUGGCGUCAAUUCGAUCUUCCACCAGAAUGGACCAGUCAUCAGGUUCGGCUUCGGUUUGAAGGCGUCGACAGUGCGUUUCACGUCUGGGUCAACGGGCAGCAGGUCGGCUAUAGCCAGGGAAGCCGCAAUGCCAGCGAGUUUGAUAUCACGGCAUACUUGAAGGCCUCUCAAAACACCUUGGCCGUCCGCGUCUACGAGUUCUGCGACGGAUCAUACCUCGAGCGACAAGACCAAUGGCUACUCUCCGGUAUAUUCAGAGACGUCUAUCUCGUCUCAUUCCCCCGAGACUGCAUCGUCGAUUUCAGCUCCAUUCCAGAACUAGACGACGCAUUUUCCACCGCUACCCUACGUACGAGCGUGAAGGUACAAGGGCAAGCGACCGGCACUAUUAUCCUCAAGCUCCGCGGUCCAGAUGGAUCCUUAGUCAGAAAGGAUAAUAUUGAAGCGUCUGGGACAAGCACAAUUCAUGUGUCGGGGACAGCUCUCAGGCUUUGGUCCGCUGAGGAUCCAGCUCUGUACACUCUCACUCUAUCCUUCAACGGUCGCGUAAUUCCCCAACGCGUAGGAUUUCGCCGCUCUGAACUGAAGGACGGCAACAUGCUCAUCAACGGGAAGCCUGUGAUUUUCUACGGCGUCAACAGGCACGAGCAUCAUCCGCGAUUUGGCAGGGCCGUUCCCUACGAAUCCAUGCGAGCAGAUCUGCUCUUGAUGAAGAGGAGCAACAUCAAUGCCGUCCGCUGUUCGCAUCAGCCAAAUGAUCCGCGCUUGUACGAGGUAUGCGAUGAAUUGGGUCUUUACGUCAUGGCCGAAGCAGACCUUGAAACACAUGGAUUCUUGACUAUUGAGAGAAACAACAUUUCAGCCAAGGAGGCUUUGUCCAUGACACGUACCCAAGUCAUGAUCCGGGCCUUUGCACUCUCGGCAAAAUGGGCGUCUGACAACCCUGAUUGGCGCGAGGCUUACCUCGAUCGCGCUUUGCAUCUCGUCGAGCGAUUCAAGAACUUCUCUUCCAUUGUCAUGUGGUCUCUGGGCAAUGAGGCAUCGUACGGCCGAAACCUCGCCGACAUGUACCACUGGGUCAAGAAAGCAGAUUCAACACGCCCGGUGCAUUACGAAGGCGACCGACAGGCGGUGACAGCAGACUUGUACAGUGUCAUGUACACGCCGGUUGAUGAACUGCGCAAACUUGCUUCCGAAAGGAUAGACAAGCCAUUAAUUCAAUGCGAGUUCGGCCAUGCCAUGGGAAAUGGACCAGGCGGCUUAUCCGACUACAUUGAGGCUUAUAGGGCUGAGAAGCAGCUACAGGGGGGCUUUAUUUGGGAAUGGUGCAACCAUGGCCUCCUAAAGAAAGAAGGCGACUUGGAAUACUACGCCUAUGGUGGAGACUUUGGAGACUACCCCAACGAUGGCGACUUUGUCCUGGAUGGCCUUACCUGGUCCAAUCAUACUGAAGGGCCCGGUCUGACGGAGUACAAGAAGGUCAUUGAGCCCGUCACAGUCAAGCUAGUUGGCCAGCAACUCGAGAUCACCAAUCACUAUGACUUCAGUGAUUUGAGCCAUCUGUCGGCGAUGUGGCACGUCGUGAAAGAGUCUGGCAACAGUGAGCCCACCAUCUUACAGCUGCCUGUGGUCAGGGCAGGGCAGUCCAAGCUCAUCGACGUCCCUUUGCCUCUAGAUCAGUACACCGAGCCCUCAUGGCUGGAGAUCAGCCUGCGCCUCAGAAACAACACGGCGUGGGCGGCGAAGGGUCAUGAAGUUGCCUGGAGUCAGGUUCCCCUGUACAAAAACGACCAAGUUCUUCGCCUCGGGCCGGUGCUUUCAGCAGAGCAGGGAGAAGCUACCAUUCGAGAACUGCCUGGGCGGCUGCUGAUAGAAUUCCCAUCGUCCAAGUCUUGCUUCAUCUUCGACUUGGUACGUGGGGGCUUACAGUGGUCUAGAGAAGCAGAAACCAUCGUGAACAGAGGGCCCGAACUUGGCAUAUACCGCGCUCUAACACAGAAUGACCUUGGAGCACGUGGUAACGGAGGCGAGUGGAAGAAGCUUUUCCUCAUGGCAACAAAGAUGCACAUCAAAAAGGCUGAAUGGAGAGUCGUCGAGGAUGGAGCUGUGAGCUUGAAUGUGUCGGUCAGGGUGGCACCUCCAGUUCUCGAGUGGGCAUGCGAUGCAACCAUGAGCUUCCACGUCACGGCGAACGGCCUAACAAUCCAUACAAAAGGGAGCUUCUCUGGAGCACACCCUGAAUUCAUUCCCCGUAUUGGUCUCACGCUGGCGCUGCCAAAAGACUACAGCCAGGCAACCUGGUUCGGACGGGGUCCUGGCGAGUCGUACCGUGAUAAAAAGGACUCGGCUCGAUUCGGCACAUGGAAUGCUUCCUUGGACCAGCUACAGACAGUUUACGAGUGGCCACAAGAGAAUGGGAACCGGACUGACGUGUUUUGGGCUCGAUUUCGAUCCGCUCAGAGUGGAACAUGCCUCGAGGCGCGCAUGCAGACGCCAUUCAGCUUCUCUCUGAGAAGGCAUACAACGGAGGAUUUAGACCAGGCAAGACAUCCGCAUGAGCUAUUGGAAGCUAAGGAUAACAUAUUGAACCUUGACUAUGUUCAGCAUGGCUUGGGGUCUGGCAGUUGUGGACCGCCGCCCUUUGAGCAGUAUCGUUUAUCUUCGACACCCUUUGAGUUUACCACUUCUCUCCAGCUAGUAUAG
Molecule: messenger RNA, 3054 nt
Organism: Ilyonectria robusta
Lineage: Eukaryota; Fungi; Ascomycota; Sordariomycetes; Hypocreales; Nectriaceae
Product: putative beta-galactosidase
Exons: 1
Coding region: 1-3054 (1017 amino acids)
Biological process (GO): lactose catabolic process
Cellular component (GO): beta-galactosidase complex
Molecular function (GO): carbohydrate binding; beta-galactosidase activity
Source: RefSeq, a predicted model, not a curated record